AAGGAAGUGGUCCCACCGUGGACGAGUAGCCACCAAAUCGGGACAGCAAGAGUGAAUGCCAGUGAGGAUAAUAUACGAAUCACUUCCAAUCUUUUUAGCCAAGAAGAUCAAUUGAAUAACACACAUCAGAGCUGGAGGACCCAGUCACAGUCCCCACCACUUCCCGUUUGUGUAGAGGUCUGUUGCCACAUAAAUGUGGGGAAGCAUCAGGAGUUGAUUAAGAGAUAUUUUAUCAUGAAGCCAAGAUUAAGUGUCUGCUUAUUCAGAAAGUCUCACUUAUUACCUUGAAUUUGUGAGAGGAUGAUGAAAUGAGAUAAAGUGGACACCUGGAGGAGCCCAGCCCCCUCACCUCCACCUCUUUGAAGCAUGGCAGGCCUACAGCUUGUCACCCCUGCCACUUCACCCAUGGGGCCUUUCUUUGGUCUGCCAUGGCAGCAGGAGGCUAUCCAUGAUAACAUCUAUACACCUAGGAAAUAUCAGGUAGAACUUCUUGAAGCAGCUCUUGAACAUAAUACUAUCGUCUGCUUGAAUACUGGCUCAGGGAAGACCUUUAUUGCAGUACUUCUAACAAAAGAGCUCUCCCACCAAAUCCGUGGACAUUACCAAGAAAAUGCGAAGAGGACUGUUUUUCUGGUGAACACAGCUUCGUCUGUAGUUCAGCAAGCAGCUGCAGUCAGGACUCACUCUGACCUCCAGGUGGGAGGGUACGUAGAUUUGGAGGUGACCUCAGCAUGGACCGACCAACAGUGGAGUGAAGAGAUAAUCGAGAAUCAGGUGCUGGUCAUGACUUGCCACAUAUUCCUGCACAUACUGAGGAAUAAAAUCUUACCGUUGUCUAAAAUCAACCUGGUGGUUUUUGAUGACUGUCACCUGGCCAUCACAGACCACCCCUACUGUGAGAUAAUGAAGCUGUUUGAGGGUUGCUCGUGCAGUCCUCGUAUUCUGGGCCUCACAGCCUCCAUUCUGAACGGAAAGUGUGACCCAUCAGAACUGGAGCACAAGAUCCAGAAUCUGGAGCGAAUCCUGAAGAGUAACGCUGAAACUGCCACUGACCUCGUGGUCCUGGACAGAUAUGCCUCUCAGCCGAGGGAAGUGGUGCUGGACUGCGGCCCCUACGUGGAUAAGAGCGGCCUCUCCUCCCGUCUGCAGGUAGAGCUGGAUGAAGCUCUCCACUUCCUGAACGACUGCAACAUAUCUGUGGUCAGAGAAGACCGUGACCCCACAUUCAUUUCCAAACAGGUCCUGAGUGACUGCCGGGCCGUGCUGCAGGUUCUGGGGCCCUGGUGUGCAGACAAGGCGGCAGGCAUCAUGGUGCGCGAGCUCCAGAAGUACAUAAAGCACGAGCAGGAGGAGCUCAGCCGCAAGUUCCUGCUCUUCACCGACACCAUCCUGCGUAAAGUGCACGCUCUCUGCGAGGAGCACUUCUCCCCUGCCUCGCUGGACCUCAAGUACGUCACGCCCAAAGUCCUCCGGCUGCUGGAGAUCCUGCACGAGUACAAGCCCUUCGAGAGGCAGCAGUUUGAGAGCGUUGAGUGGUACAACAACCGCAACCAGGACAACUACGUGUCCUGGAGCGACUCUGAGGACGAAGACGAGGACGAGGAGGUGGAGGUCAAAGAGAGGCCGGAAGCCAACUUCCCCUCACCGUUCACCAACAUCCUGUGUGGGAUCAUCUUUGUGGAGAGGCGUUACACAGCUGUCGUCCUCAACCGUCUGAUUAAAGAGGCGGGGAAACAGGACCCAGAGCUGGCUUACAUCAGCAGCAACUUCAUCACCGGCCACAGCAUCGGCAAAAACCAGCCCCGCAACAAGCAGAUGGAGGUGGAGUUCAGGAAACAAGAGGAGGUCCUUCGCAAAUUCCGGGCUCACGAAACCAACCUGCUAAUCGCCACCAGCAUCGUGGAGGAAGGCGUGGAUAUUCCAAAGUGUAACCUGGUGGUGCGCUUCGACCUGCCCACAGAGUACAGGUCCUACGUGCAGUCCAAAGGCAGAGCUCGCGCGCCCGUCUCCAACUACAUCAUGUUGGCCGACAGCGAGAGGACCAAAACCUUCGAGGAAGAUCUGACCACCUACAAGGCCAUAGAGAAGAUCUUGAGGAACAAGUGCUCCAAGUCAGUGGAGGUGAGCGAGUUUGAAGUGGAGCAGGUGCUGGACGAUGACAACAUCCUCCCACCGUACGUGCUCCGGUCUGAGGACGGAGGUCCCCGAGUCACCAUUAACACCGCCAUCGGACACAUUAACAGGUAUUGUGCUCGGCUGCCCAGUGACCCCUUCACCCACUUAGCACCCAAGUGUAAAACUGCAGAGACGCAGGAGGGACGCUCCCAGGCCACUCUCUACUUACCCAUCAACUCCCCUCUGAGAGUUCCUGUUAAGGGUCCUAUAAUGAACUGUGCCAGACUGGCAGAAAAAGCAGUUGCACUAUUAUGUUGUGAGAAACUCCACAAAAUAGGUGAGCUGGAUGAUCACCUGAUGCCGGUGGGGAAGGAGACAGUGAAGUACGAGGAGGAGCUGGACCUCCACGAUGAGGAAGAGACCAGCGUCCCAGGACGACCUGGCUCUACCAAGAGGAGGCAGUGUUACCCUAAAGCCAUACCAGAGUGUCUGCGGGACAGUUACGCUGUACCGGAGCAGACCUACUACCUAUAUGUGGUUGGGAUGGUCCUCACCACCCCUCUCCCCGACGAACUCAACUUCCGCAGGAGGAAGCUCUACCCACCGGAGGAUACCACCAGGUGCUUCGGCAUCCUGACUGCCAAACCUAUACCUCGAAUCCCACAUUUCCCGGUGUACACUCGCUCUGGGGAGGUGACCAUCUCCAUCGAGCUGCAGAAGUCGGGCUUCACACUCACCGCCGCCCAGCUCGACCUUAUCACCCGCCUGCACCAGUACAUCUUCUCCCACAUCCUCCGCCUCGAGAAACCUGCACUGGAGUUCAAGCCCACCCUGGCUGACUCGGCUUACUGCGUUCUACCUCUGAAUGUCGUUGGGGAUUCCAACACCCUAGAUAUGGACUUUAAGUUCAUGGAGGACAUCGAGAAGUCUGAGGCCCGCACUGGCAUUCCUACCACUCAGUACACCAAGCCGAACCCCUUCAACUUCAAGCUGGAGGACUACCAGGAUGCUGUCAUCAUUCCAAGGUAUCGUAACUUCGACCAGCCUCACCGCUUCUACGUUGCUGACGUCUACACGGACCUGACGCCGCUCAGCAAGUUUCCUUCACCAGAAUACGAGACGUUUGCCGAGUACUACAAAACCAAGUACAACCUGGACCUGUCCAACCUGAACCAGCCCCUCCUGGAUGUAGACCACACCUCCUCCAGACUGAACCUGUUAACCCCUCGCCACCUGAACCAGAAGGGCAAAGCUCUGCCGCUCAGCAGUGCAGAGAAGAGGAAGGCCAAGUGGGAGAGUCUGCAGAACAAACAGAUCCUGGUUCCAGAGCUGUGUGCCAUCCACCCCAUCCCUGCCUCCCUAUGGAGGAAAGCAGUGUGUCUGCCCAGCAUCCUCUACCGCCUCCACUGCCUCCUUACCGCCGAGGAACUCAGAGCCCAGACAGCCAGUGAAGCUGGAGUGGGAGCCCAGACCCUCCCCCCUGACUUCAGGUAUCCAAACCUGGACUUUGGCUGGAAGAGAUCCAUCGACAGCAAAACGUUUAUCUCCUGUUCUGAAUCCGGCGAGGACGACGAGGGUCACUGUAAGAACCACGAAACUGUAUCGCCCGAUUCCAAUUCCCUAACACAUCCCAGUAGUCACCACUCUUCCCAGCCCGGAGACGCCACCUGCACCAGGAACCUAACUAACGGCACUGCCCAAGUCGCCCUCUGCGGCGAUAACGGCCACCAAGAAGAGCACCUUCACCAACAUGACAAUUGCCAACGCUCCCAGCCCAGCUCCCCUGGGCUGCAGAGCCCCGAAUCAAUACAAACCACUACCUCAGUUCCUGUGCAGCCCUCUCACAGCUUGAAGAAGCACAGCUCGAGUCCUCCGCAGCCUAGUGAUGAAUGUACACCAGGGAGGACCUCAGACCACACCAAUAAAGCUACCUCAGUCUGCAGCCGGGCAGCAACGUGUCCCAACGCUCCAACAGCACCUUCUCCCAACCUCGCCAUCGUCCCCCAGCCCAGAGCCGAGGCAGGAGACUCCCCUAAAAGCCUGGGGCCCAACCCGGGCCUCAUCCUGCAGGCCCUGACCCUGUCCAACGCCAGCGACGGAUUCAACCUGGAGCGCCUGGAGAUGCUCGGCGACUCUUUCCUCAAGCACGCCAUUACCACGUACCUGUUCUGCACCUACCCCGACGCCCACGAGGGCAGACUCAGCUACAUGAGAAGCAAGAAGGUGAGCAACUGUAACUUGUACCGUCUGGGGAAGAAGAAGGGACUCCCCAGCAGGAUGGUGGUGUCCAUCUUCGACCCCCCUGUUAACUGGCUGCCUCCUGGCUACGUGGUCAACCAGGACAAGAGCUGCACCGACAUACCGGAUUCUGAGGAGGCCAAAGAGGAGCUACUGGCUAACGGGCAAUCUGGGAACGAGUACGAGGAAGAUGACGAGGAGGUUGAGGAGGCGGACGAGGAUGGCGAGCUGAUGUUGAAGGAAGAGCCGAAGGACGAAGUCAACAUGGAGGACGACCUGGAGUACUACAAGGAGCACAUCAAGUUCAUCGACAACAUGCUACUGGGAUCCGGCGCGUUCGGUAAGAAGAUCUCUCUGAGCGGCUUCCCUCCCCCUCUCACCCCGGCCUCCAGCUCGUCCCCCGCCAUGGAGACUCCAUACGAAUGGAAGCCCCCCAAGAAGCCCCUGCAUCCCACCACGGCCCACUACACCCCGGAGCCGGUGCAUAGCGGGCCCUCGGCCGACGAGUUUGACUACAGCUCAUGGGACGCCAUGUGCUACCUGGACCCCAGCAAGGCCGGCGAGGAGGACGACUUCGUGGUGGGCUUCUGGAACCCGUCGGAGGAGAACUGCGGCGCCGAGCUCGGCAAGCAGUCCAUCUCCUACGACCUGCACACGGAGCAGUGCAUCGCCGACAAGAGCAUCGCUGACUGUGUGGAGGCUCUGCUGGGCUGCUACCUGACCAGCUGUGGAGAGAGAGCCGCCCAGAUGUUCCUCUGCUCGUUGGGCCUCAAGGUGUUACCAUGGGAGAGAGGGGGCCUGACACAAGCAUUGGUGUUACACAGCCGUCAGACCACAGCUCUGGACCUGUGCUACGGCUGGCUGAAGAUCCCACCCCGCUGCCUGCUGGCCCAUCCGGACGCAGAGCGGACCCUCAACCACCUCAUCUCCGGCUUCGAGAACUUCGAAGCAAAGAUCAACUACACUUUUCAGAACAAGGCUUACCUCCUUCAAGCCUUCACCCACGCUUCCUACCAUUACAACACCAUCACAGAUUGUUACCAGCGGCUGGAGUUCCUCGGCGAUGCAAUCCUAGACUACCUCAUAACGAAGCACCUUUACGAAGACCCGCGGCAGCACUCUCCCGGCGUUCUGACCGACCUGCGCUCUGCACUCGUCAACAACACCAUCUUUGCCUCUCUGGCCGUCAAGUACGACUACCACAAGUACUUCAAGGCCAUCUCGCCAGAGCUUUUCCACGUCAUCGACGACUUUGUGCAGUUUCAGCUGGAGAAGAACGAGAUGCAGGGCAUGGACUCCGAGCUGCGACGCUCUGAAGAAGAUGAAGAGAAGGAGGAGGACAUCGAGGUCCCGAAGGCCAUGGGGGACAUCUUUGAGUCGCUAGCCGGGGCAAUUUACAUGGACAGCAGGAUGUCACUGGAGACUGUGUGGCAGGUGUAUUAUCCAAUGAUGAGGCCACUUAUAGAGAAGUUCUCUGCCAAUGUGCCACGCUCUCCUGUGAGGGAGCUGCUCGAGAUGGAACCAGAAACUGCCAAGUUCAGCCCUGCAGAGAGGACGUACGACGGGAAAGUCCGGGUAACGGUGGAGGUCGUCGGGAAGGGCAAGUUCAAAGGAGUCGGCCGCAGCUACCGGAUCGCCAAGUCGGCGGCGGCGCGGCGAGCUUUGCGCAGCCUCAAAGCCAAUCAACCUCAGGUCCAAAACAACUGAGCUCCUCCUCCGAGCUCGCAGCAUUAGCACCUAAGCUAUUGACGCUAACGGAGAAAGAAAAAAAAAAAAAGCGACGUCGGCUUCCCGACACAGUGUGAUGCUAGCCCUGUAUCUUCAGCCCGCGACGGCACAACUAAGGCAGCCAGGGAACACUGUGUGGAGAUGCAAACAGAAGAAGCAGACUGAUCACACAACAGAUUUCACUUCGGAAUUUUUUUUUUUUGUUGUUGUUCUUUUUCUUUCUUUUUUUUUGUUUUUGCGCAAACACAAUCUUUACUUUCCCUCUCUGCUUCGUGUAAUCACAUGAGUGCUUUAUUAACGUUUAGCAAAGUGUUUAAAAAAAAAGGUCAGGUCGCAGCAGUGUCUAUUCCUCACUGUUCUAGUUUUUUUCUUUUUUUUUUUCUUUGUUAACCUCUGUGUCAGUGAGAUGAGGCUUAUGCUUGUUGUGUAGUAUUAGAUUGUACAUAGUUCAAUCAAAAGGUGUAAAUCAAAGUAUGUAGGAAGACGGAAAAAAACGAGAGAAAAAAACGCUAAACUCCUCAGCCUGUGCACUAGUGCCAGUCAGUUUUAAAGCGUUUAUUUAAUUAAAAAAAACGCUAACAGCAGACAUGGCUAACAGAUACCACUGGAGCAAAGAACCUGGUGGCACUUCUGUCUGAAAUCUGUCUUGAAAUGGUAUUCUUAAUCAUUUUUGCACUUAGUCCAUUAGGGUCUGUUAUUUUGAGAAUUGUGUGGUCACAUUGACACCAAAAUCAUAUACGUAGCAAAGUAUAUAAAUAUAUUAUUAAAAAAAACAAAA
Messenger RNA from Scomber scombrus (Atlantic mackerel), 6859 nucleotides. It is a transcript of the gene dicer1, whose product is annotated as dicer 1, ribonuclease type III. The coding region runs from base 367 to 6060 and encodes 1897 amino acids. The transcript is spliced from 30 exons. NCBI's taxonomy places the organism in Eukaryota, Metazoa, Chordata, Actinopteri, Scombriformes, Scombridae. The record is from RefSeq and is a predicted model, not a curated record. Gene Ontology annotation, molecular function: ribonuclease III activity; deoxyribonuclease I activity; ATP binding. Gene Ontology annotation, cellular component: nucleus; RISC complex; cytoplasm. Gene Ontology annotation, biological process: siRNA processing; apoptotic DNA fragmentation; pre-miRNA processing.